Messenger RNA from Hemicordylus capensis (graceful crag lizard), 999 nucleotides. Its product is annotated as olfactory receptor 5F1-like. Gene Ontology annotation, molecular function: G protein-coupled receptor activity; olfactory receptor activity. The record is from RefSeq and is a predicted model, not a curated record. Gene Ontology annotation, biological process: G protein-coupled receptor signaling pathway. The coding region runs from base 1 to 999 and encodes 332 amino acids. Lineage: Eukaryota; Metazoa; Chordata; Lepidosauria; Squamata; Cordylidae. The transcript has a single exon. Gene Ontology annotation, cellular component: membrane.
AUGAAAAGUAACUUGACACAACACAACUUGUUUGUGCAGGUCACCAUCAGCGGACUCAUGGAAACAAAGAACCAGUCAGCCAUCAAGGAAUUGAUACUGGUUGGUCUGACCAGUGUCGUAGGAUUACAGAAAAUUCUCUUUGGAGUAUUUACAUGUAUCUAUGCAACAGCCAUAGUUGCUAACUUCCUCCUCAUCUUUACCAUUUGCAACUGCAAGAAACUUCACACUCCCAUGUACUUCCUGCUCAUCAAUUUGUCUUUUGUGAAUGUGUUAUCUAUCUCAGUUACAACUCCCAAAAUGCUCCAGACUCUUUUGGCCCAGAAAAAGACCAUCUCACUUUACGGCUGUGUCACACAGAUGUUUUUCUUCAUAUGGACAUUGGCAACAGAAGUUCUACUGCUCUCAUUCAUGGCCUUUGACCAAUAUGCUGCUAUCUGCCACCCUUUGCAGUACACAAUCAUCAUGAGGAAGGAAGUGUGUAUUGGGGUAGCAGCUGCCAUAUGGGCUGUGGGAAUGCUCAGUUCUGGAAUUCAUGCACAACUAGUUUUUGGGCUGUCCUUCUGUAGUUCCGUCAUCAACCAUUUCUACUGUGAUUAUCCCCCACUUUUAAAGCUUUCCUGCUCAGACACCAGCCUGAAUGAAACUUUGAUUUUUGUGGCAGCUGUGGUCUAUGGCAUCAGUACCUGUGCAUUGACUCUUACAUCGUAUUGCUUUAUCCUGAGAGCUAUUUUUAGAAUUCAUUCCACUGAAGGGAAAAAGAAAGCAUUCUCAACAUGUUCCUCACAUCUCCUUGUAGUCAGUUUUUACUUUUCCUCAGUCAUUUACACAUACACCAGGCCCGGCUCUGUCUACGCUCAAGACAAAAUUGUUGCUCUGCUUUAUUCGGUCUUUCCCUCAGUUGUCAAUCCAAUCAUAUAUUCUCUGAGAAACAAAGAGUUUAAGGAGGCACUCAUGAUACUUAAAGGAAGAGGUAGGCUGCUCCCAGGGCCACAGCUAUAA